AUGGCUCAUACUUCCUCUGGAGUUGAUACUGUUGUUGAAGAACUGAGUAGGCUAGACAUUCAAUCUGGCUUUCCUGAAGUUCUUCAGCAAGAGUUGGGAUUCCUGAUUUCGUUUAUGGCCCACCUAUAUGAUUGUGAGGAAUCUGAAAAUGAAAUUCAUCUUCACAACGGAAUUGUAGCUCUUGACGUUCUACUGAAAGAAGUUGGUCUUAUCAAUGAACUCGGAAACAUCCGUGGCAUUGAAGAUUGGGAUUCUAAUCUUGCAUACUUGAAAGCUGAUGUUCUUGAUUUUGUGAAAGACCAAAUCGUUGUUCUUUGGAGAAAACUCAGUGUCCUGAGAACCCUUGUUGAUUUCUCGGCGAAAACAUGUACUGACCAUCAGAAUCUGCAAGAAUUCCUGCAUUUUGUGAAGGAUUUGGUGGACAAUACAUCUUUUUUGUCCCGUUUCUUCUUGCUGAAAGGGAAGGAACCAUGGCCAAAGGACUGGAAACUGUCUAUUCUGAUCAAUUUGACAAGUUUUCGCGUUGGUGAAGUUGUCAUCAACCUUGUUGAUGUUCUAUUACCAAAAGGUUCAGUUGAUCCUUUGAAGGAACGUACUGAAAUCCUUGAAGAAGGGUUGAUAUAUAUCAUAUCCUUCUUCAUAGAUCCAGGACAGGAGGAUGUAGCAAACGCCGGAGAUGGAUUUUUCGUACGAAUUGAUGCUGUUAUUCCUGAGGUGCUGUUAAAUUUCUACAAUUCAAUCACACUAUGCAUUUACUGUAUUUCUUAUGGGAAUAUCAAUCAAUUAUCUACAAAUGGUGAAACGGAAUCCCAAGAGGAUUGCAUUUGGAAGCAUCAAAUUAAGCUGAUCCUUGAGGAGCUUAUUUCUCUAAAACCAUUCCUGGAAACUAUCUUAGAGCUGAAAAAAGAGAGAAGAGAUCUAGAAGCUCUUUGGAAACAAAUCAUCGAUACGAUAUUCCUAGCAGAGCAUGUUAUCAGCUCAUUUCUAAUCAUAGAUGAUCCUAUUUGGUAUGAUAUGUUACGUCUUUCAGAUGUGAAGGAAACUAUCAAGAUCAUUCAUAUUGAAGUGAAAAAGUACAUGGAUCAGUUGCACAAGGCCGAAAUGUCAAGUGAUGUAACAAGUUCUAGUCGUGUCUCCAUGAGGCAAGCAAAUCCUGCAAGCCUCAAAAAUGUUGUGGUGGGUCGGGGAAAUGAGGUAAAGGGGAUGAUUGACUCAAUAGAGGAACAAAAAAUGUAUAAACCUAGACAAUUGUACUUUGACAUUUUAACUGAUGUGAUUGGUGACGAUGCUCACCAAUCUUACUCUGCUAGGACCGAUGAUGAUUUGGCUGAAACACUCCGGAAAAAGCUGAAGCAACAAAGGUAUCUCAUUGUGUUGGAUGACAUUUGGAGCAUUGAUACUUGGAAUAGCCUAAAAGAUUCAUUUCCGGAUGAUGGUCAGGGAAGUCGUAUCGUGUUUACUAGCCGAAUCCAUGAUAUGGUAUCACAAACAAAGCCGAAUUGCAGUCCCUAUCCUCUUUGUUCACUUUCUGAUGAGGAGAGUUGGGAGUUGUUGCGAGGGAAACUAUUCCAUGACCCUACUUCUCCUCUUGACCAUUGGCGAGUCCAUAUCCACCACCGAUAUUGGACCGACCCAUUAAUCGAGCGUGAAAGUCCCAACGAUGAUGAAACCCUAGCGGGAUUCCAGGAGAGGCAGAAGCGGAACAGAAACGACCGGCAGUCGAAAAGAAAGAAAACCUCCACAAAGCCAACUAGUCAUGGAGGGCUAAGGUUUCCCCUGUACCCUUUGUUUGGAGAAAUAGUUCAGUAUUACCAGAUCCCCCUUGCUCGAUUUAUACCGAACUUGAUAUCGGCAGUCCUCAAAUUCACGAGGAUUCGUGAGUUGAGGAAGGUUGAACCCCUACUAUUAGUGUGGAGGUACUUUUUCAAGGUUUGCGUCCCCUCGACAAAAGACAAGGACUGGUAUAACGUCAAAAGAAAUCCUACGUCGGGCGCAAAGCAGAUAGUAGAACUCUUUGACAGUUCUCCAAUGUGGAAACCAAAUUACUUGUUUGUACAGGCGCCAGAGGAGUUUUGCGUAACCUGGGAUCACCGUGAAUCCCGAGAGAUGGGCGUCAUAGCUGAUGUCUGGUCUAAAUCCGACAAGGCCAGGAUCGAGCACCAUAGAGAUGACAUUACUGCUCUGGAAUCCUUCGAGAAUUAUCUCUACUGGACAAAAGUUAUGUCGUCGAGCAAGAACACCAUUGGCUUGUUUGGUGACGCCAGGAUUUUUGAUAUUAAAAAUUCAGAUGACGAAGAGUCCUCCACCCAAGUUAGCCGGAAUAGGAAGCUGAGAAGGUUGGUGAAAGCGUCCAAAGCAGGCACUAAGUUGAAGAAGAAGAAGAAGAAACAGCAGACUCCAGCUGCCGAGAAGGAAGCACUGAUCGAGGAAGUUACCCCGGUCGAGGAGGAUAGGCCCGUGGAAGCGAUCAUUCUCAUGCGUAAAAAGAAGCUAAGGGAGGAGAUCUCCAGCCUAGAGCUCGAGAAGGGGUUCCUCGAGCACGAAAAGGCGAUUAACGAGGAAGCCAAGAAGAAGGAGCAGCUAAUUCAAGCUGCUAAGGAAGAAGAGCUAGCCAGGGCCCAAGCUAUGCAUAUAGACCUCAAGGCCAAGCUGAAAGAAUAUGGGGAAACCCAUAUACCCAAGGUGGGGUUGCAGGCAUGGGUGACCGCCUUUUGGAAUAGGAUGUUGCCUACGGGCGGGAUGGCUAACGUCAUGAAUGGGUUGCUGCGGCUGUCCACCGAGCAAAUCCCCCUGUUUGAGCCUUUGUGCGACGCCAUCCCCCGGAUGGGUUCACCUUCGGAGAUCACUGCCUUCAAAGGAGAUGCCUCAACGGUGCUACCUGCUGAACCCUGGGAAGAGAUGAGGGUACCAGAGCUGGACCGAGAUUUUAUUGGAAUCGAGUUGGCUUCUGAUAGAGACUCCUUAGAGGAGGUCGAGGAGGAAGAGAAGGAAGGCCAAGAGCAGGAAGUCGAGGAGGAUCCAGUCGGCGAGGAAGAGGAGCACCCGACAGGGAAUCCUGUAGAGGAGGCCAGUGGGAGCCUUCCAAAUGUCCCGCCCAACCCAAACACUGAGCCCUAUUACGUCCACACCGUGCAUCUGUUGAUCCUUGAAGCAGAAGAGAUUAAACAAUUCCCUAUGUACGCCAUGAUUUCGUCGGCGUUAAGAAAAUUCGGGAACGUCCACAAUACCUCCAUAGUGGGAGCAAUCGAAAAAGAAUUUGCGGAUGCUGUUCAAGUCUAUAACGUGCAAGUGCAUUCCCACUUGGUUCGACAUUUUAAGCAAAAGGAGGAGGAAUGGAGACGCCGACUCCACCAGUAUGACCUCGACUUCCAAGACUCCCUGAUUUUAGAGGCCAAUAUCAGCGACGAGAUAAAAAAGCUGAAAGACGAAAAUGCUCGACUGAGGAAGCGAGAGAAGAUCACGGUGUCUCCAUGGUUCCUCGAGAAAUUCAACUUGCUUGCCUUGGUCGAGAAGCAGAUAGAAGUUUGGACGGAGUGUUUUAUAGCUGCCAUCAAACUCUUAAAGAGGAGGACUAAAGAAGCAGAGUUCUAUUCAAAACAGGUUGCUGUGCUGCAGAACAUAUUGGUUGACAAUGAGAUCGCUCUACCCAUCUUUGACGAUCUCGAUCCAAAUGAGGUGGCAAAAGAAAGGACCACUGCUGAGGAAUUCCUGCUCAAAAUCGACGAACAAGACUGGGAGAUUGAAGACUUGAAGGAUAAGCUAGGCCAUUGUAUUAACCAGCUUAGGGCCAUUGGGUUCUCUGGGGUCAUUAAGCCUUCCCGAGUCACAACCCCAGAGGAAAAAAUCUUAAGAUUUAAAUGUAUAGUGCUAUAAUACAUUCUCCUCAGGCUUGUGUGAGCGAUUAAAUGUAUAAUAGUGUAAUACAUUCUUUUCGAGCUUGUAUAAGCGUCGAUUAUGUAAAUGUGCUCGAGUCACAAUUUGUAAAAGCGCUUUAUGGGCUGGAUGUAAAGUACACGGCGUUGUCGAGGAACUAGGUAUGGGUCCCUCAAUAACAUAUUACCCUAAUCUAUGGUGGAUACGAGGGAAGGUCCUCGGUUUGUGUGUUCGGAUGUUGAAUACAUGGCACGAUCGAAGAUGGCCCUAAAGAGGGUGUCCAUCUCACUGACUAGUCAUGAAACAGUGUCGACACAUUUAAAGUAUGAAAAUUAUGUAACGACUUUUAUUAAUAA
Molecule: messenger RNA, 4229 nt
Organism: Oldenlandia corymbosa var. corymbosa
Lineage: Eukaryota; Viridiplantae; Streptophyta; Magnoliopsida; Gentianales; Rubiaceae
Source: the annotation of a GenBank genome assembly